This is a messenger RNA of Lingula anatina, 7367 nucleotides long. RefSeq lists its product as uncharacterized. The record is from RefSeq and is a predicted model, not a curated record. Gene Ontology annotation, molecular function: outward rectifier potassium channel activity; potassium ion leak channel activity. Gene Ontology annotation, biological process: potassium ion transmembrane transport; stabilization of membrane potential. Gene Ontology annotation, cellular component: plasma membrane. Lineage: Eukaryota; Metazoa; Brachiopoda; Lingulata; Lingulida; Lingulidae.
AACCUGGCAUGCCAUACCUUACGAGGAGGGUGAUAUAUUCUCAAUAAAUCUACCAUAACAAGGGCAAGAAAGAAUGAUCAGUCGGAUUUCUAAACAAUGUUGCGACCCAGCCGAAGUUUUGCAUGUAAUUUGAAUAUGACGUCAUUCAUUUAAUUGAAUUUGUUUAUACAGGGUUCUAUAUCGUAGUUGUCAAAUUAACUUGUUUACAGUACAUAUACUUCAUGUAGUAAUAUGCAAAGACCAAUCCCACAAUCAAGAACCAUCCCACAACAAAAACCUUGACCUAAAUCUUUGGGAAAUUAACUUAUUUAAAAACAAAUAAAAUGGAAUAAUGGAUACGUUUCCUAGGUACCAAACAUCGUAAGCGGAUUACGACUGCGCCUUUUUUCGUCCUGUUUGCAAAUUGAUAUUGAAAACAAGUGUAAAUAAGUCUCUUCGUGCAAUGUGGCAAUAAUCAAAAUAAUAAGAACGUCGGAAUGGGAAUUAGUGCACAUAUAUGAAUAAUUAAGACAAUAUAUUGUCCUAUAAACCACAAACAUGAGUCUCUUUUCCCAACGUCGAUGAAAUUAAAACCAAGGUUGUCCAAUCGAUAGAGAUAGCCCGUAGUGCGCUUGGAAGCGAACGACAGUUUUUAAUUUGUCGAGUAAAAUCUAGAUCUGAGUUUUUACACCUAUUUUACGACGCGAAGCGAUUGCUAUUUUCAAUGAAAGGUCUUAUGUUACUAAUGCAACGCCAUCAAUCAAAUCCAGGGAUUUACGGAAUUAAUAAUUCGGACACCGUGUCGAGUGUAUUUUUCGGGAGUGAAUGUAGAAUCCCCGUUCGAUAUGCCAAGUGAGACAUUAUAAGCGUGUUCUCCGCGUAAUGGACAUUGAUCGGUCUCUUUGAUGUAUAUCUCCGUAUUUAUGACAGGUUUUCGAUAGCUGACUUUAUCCAAAACAGCCUGACCGUUUCUUUAUCAAAAACAUGAAAUAUCAUCCCGCUUCAUAGCGGCAGUCGUAUCAAGUAUAGCACCCACAGGUAGUUUUGAUUUUAAUACGAAAACGAGAGAAAAAAAGGAAAAGACAUGUACAAACUAAAAUCCAAAAAAUUUAAACAGAAAGUUUCUGAAUGGAUUUUGAGAAAACUAGCCAAUGUGGCAGUUACGAACGUAAAAUUUACUAAGAUCAAUUCGGCAAUCAUCUCAAUAUUUAGUGAAGUUAUUAUAAACGAUGUAAGUCUCACUAACGCUCGAGUUUGAAUAUAUGCAUCACCGGUCUCUACCUGAUUGCUUAUUGGCAUUCGAAGCUUAUCUAGUGGAGUCCGCUAACCAGUCAGUCAGUCUGCAGUCUACAGCGAGAGGAGCGUUGCGCCGAGCAAAUUGCCCGGAUGGUAGCGGAAGGAAUUCAGCAGGGUUGCCACCUGGGAUAGUGUGCGUGUUUAGUUGUUUAUCUUGAUUAUCACACCUGACACCACCUCCACCAGCCAUUGGUUACUCGGUGGUGCGUGGCUCGCUCGUACAGAGUUUAAGCCUAGGCAGAAAGCAGAAAGGACAAAGGUGUAAGGAUUUUCAGUCCUACGACCUCUGAGUUUGGAAAUAGCUUAAGGGUCGUUUUCCAUUUUUUCGUGCAUAUGAAAUCCCACCGCGGCACGGAAUACUAUACUUCGGACAGUUUUGAGCAUUCGGCUGAGAGCACGAUGAACUUCGCGCAAGAGGAGUUUAAAAAUAGCAAUGGCAGCCAAGGAAAAGGCCAAGGGGAUUGCAUUUCGUCAGUGCGAUGGAGUGACAACCGUGCAAUACAAGCUAUACGAUAGUACAUAUGCUGUGAUUCCACGUACUGCGGAGGAGCUGCGGUAAAAUGAGCGACCAGAGAUAGGGUCCCUAAGCUAUCAGAUUAAUGACAUAUCAGACAUUCGAGAUAGAUAGAAGUGAAACGCUGACAAUGAGUGCUUGCAGCUGGGUUCCACUCAGCGGUUUUAGAUAGAAGGAUGGAUAAAAGUGUGGAGGAAGGAAAACUUCAAGUUUUUGAUGACUUUAAAGAUGAUGAUGACGACGACGAUGAUGACUAUGGUGAUUACGAUGAUUACAGUGACGACGAAGAUGACCAACCGCGGCGAAAAACACUAAAGAGACGAUGCAUAUCAUGCAUGAAACAGUUUGUUGCCUUUCUUUUUUCUCACAUCGGUCUAAGCUGUUUAGUGGUGGCUUAUUGUAUAUUUGGUGGUUAUGUAUUCCGAAUGUUAGAAUCAGAUAAUGAACUUGAUGUUAAAAAAGGGGUGUCAGAUCUCAAACGGACUUAUGUCAACGAUAUGUACAAUGAGACAGUUGUGCUUAACCAUGCUUAUCAACCCAACUGGACACACAUAGCUGACACAAUAGUGGACAGUGCUCGAAUUGCGGAACCCCCUGAAGUCAAGAUCCACGAAUCGGAUGCCAGCAGGACCAGGAAGAUAAGUGCUCUCUGGAACUUGACAUUAAGACUGAAUGUCUUAAACCCAACGGAAUGGCAAGAGUUGGCGCAUAAAGUGUUGAAUGAGAGCCUCUCUGAGGAUAGCUAUGACAUCAAAAUUGUCCAUGAUGAUCGUGAGAAAGUUAGGGAUAUCAUAGAAAAUGUGCUGACAACGUACUCGCACCACGAUGAACCCGCGUAUUAUCUCUAUAGAAAGAGUUGGAUAGCCUACACUGAUAAAAAAUUGCAGGAGUUUAGCGAAAAAAUUUAUGUCCAAAUAAAAGAUUUUGGAUGGGAUGGAACAGAAAACCCCGGACUGCUGUGGACAUUCCCCAACGCACUUCUCUACGCUGUGACAGUCAUUACCACUAUAGGUUAUGGUCACAUAGCGCCCAAGACCGGCUGGGGUCGAGUCAUCACCAUACUGUACGCCCUCCUGGGCAUUCCACUCCUGCUGCUGUGCUGCGCCAAUAUAGGCACCACAUUGGCAAACUCGGUCCGAUUCCUCUACAACAAAGUGUGCUGUGGCAUCUGCUGCAUUUGCUGCCAGAAAAGAACGUCACCAAGCAGAGGUCCCAGUCGUGUCAGCUCAAGGUACGAGGGCAAUGCACGGAGCAUGCGGCGUAGCCGGAGUGCCAGCUCCAGGAAAAGCACUAUGGCUAAGAAAGAUUCGUUUUACCAGAGGCUAGAAAGUAUUCAAGGGGAUGAAGAGAAACCUACCAUGAACCACCGCACUCCACGUGCUAGUCCUUCGGUUAGCGUGAAAUCUUCUAAGUCCCCUGCACGCCAGAUCAGUAUUAUGGAAGAGGGUGCCGUCUGCCAUUCCGACGACGAGGAAGAUAUUUCUCCUCAACAACCACUUAUCUUAAGCUCAGUUUCAGACGCGGCUGCAGACGCCGUCCUUGGCGUUAAGCGGCGAAGAGAUGAUGGCGGAAGUAGUGGAGGCAGUGGAAAACGUAAUAGCGCAAUGCGAGAAACUUCUCCAAAACCAGACAGUAAAGUCCCCACCUAUGAAGGCGUGAACGACGAAAAUCGUAGCAACAGCGAGAGUCCUAAUGAUAAAGUAAGAGAAGUCUCACCAAAACCACAAACUACGUAUCUGACCGAUGAUGAUAAGAUAAAUAAAGCCAUCGAUGAGAUGACACCGUCAAAAGCAGCGGACGAAACAAAGAAAGUGAGCCCAGAAAUAGAAGACGGCUUAACAGCGGAGAAAACGCUCAGUUUAGACAUAGAUGGCAACGUGGUUAGAGAAACGGACAUUCUUGAUGACGAAUCAGACAAUGAAUAUUCUUUUGAUGAUCUUAACGUACGCGAAACAGAUAUUUUAGAUGAUGAAAUAUAUGAAGAUGCCGUGGAAAGCUGGGAUGAGAUCACCGACAUUAGCACCCCUUCAAGCCCUAACGUUUCGCCUCAGGACUCCCCCGUUAAAACUAGCUCAAACAGUAACUAUCUGCAGCAGAAACUCGAGUUGUCACAUAAUGGUGACGAUAACAAAAAUAUAAUCAGAGGCAACGAAAGUGAAUCCAAACUAUCCGACAUUUUCCAAGAUGCUCUCAAUGGCUGGCCGAUUGAAUUAGCGGACCCGCUCAUGGAGUGCGAUAAUGAGAACGAAGAAGCUCUUCGAAUGCUGCCAAAUAUUGAAAACUACGAUACAAUUGAAAAGCACGAAAUUGAGAAUGAAGAAAAUGACAAUAAGGAUAAGAGGAAAAAAAGAAAAAAAGAAAUCAAAGAAGCAAAAGCAAGGGAAAUGAAGGAAAAGAAAGAAGCCGAGAAAAGAGCUCAACAAGAACGCAAAGAAACACUUGUUCGACAAAAAACUUUGAAAAAGGAAGAAUUGGAAGAGAAAAAACGAAGGAAGAAGGAGGAGGCUGAGCGUGCAAGAGAAGAAAAAAUUGCUCAAUUAAUGCAAUUAAAAGAGGAAGAGAAAGAGAAUCAGAGACGCCUGGAAGAGGAAAAACGGGCAAAAAAGGCGAUGGAAGAGGAGAGAAAGCGUUCUCAGAAAGAACAAAAAGAGCGUGAGAAAAGUGAAAAGAAGGAAAGUAUUGCAAGACAAAAGACACUGAAAAAAGAGGAGCUUGAGCGACAAAAAACAUUGAAACGCUUGUCAUCGAAAGGAGAGAAGUCGUCUAAGAAAAGUAGCUCGAAGACACCUUCACCCCAGCCAGAAUUUAUUUCUCCUGGGGAUAAAUAUAAAAUCAAAACAAAAAUAACACAGUACACGACCCAUCGCCGUGUCACAACCAAGCAAGGCAAAGUCAGUGUGCCAAUUUACGUCAGUUUUGGUAUCAUGACUGGCUACAUUGUUGGCGGGGCCUUCUUAUUUUCAAUCUGGGAAGGCUGGGAUUUUCUCAAAGGGUUAUACUUCUGUUUUAUCACGCUCAGCACCAUUGGUUUUGGCGAUGUAGUUCCUGGCACCAGCAUUAAUAGUGAUUCUGCGCCAGAAAAACUUGUCUUUGUGUCGCUUUAUCUUCUGUUCGGUUUAGCCGUCAUUGCGAUGUGUUUUGACCUGAUGCAAGAGGAAGUCCGGAACCACUUCCGGUGGCUGGGUAUGAAGAUAGGUCUCAUUGAAGACAAACUUAAAAAUGGAUGAUUCUGGCAUGCAGUGAUCACCCUUAUGUUUUUUAUUGUCGAUCAACAUCGUGAAUGCUUUGGGCACCUACCACGUUCUUUUUCCCAUUUGGUGUCAUCUUUUUUAAUGCGUACAGUUAUAUGUACAGUCAAAUAAGCGGGGAAUUCAAAUUUGAACAUGCAAAAAAAGAGAAGUGACCCAAGGCAUUCCAGUCAAGCGACCCCUAUCGUGCGAAAGCCCGCUGCAGACAGUGGCAGCAAAGCGACGAGAUGAAUCUCCGGAGACAGAGAGAGUGUCGCUCACGUGCCGUCCCUAUGGCACCCAGAGUCCCAGCGCCAGCCCCGAGCUAUGGAAGGGAUCAGCAAGAUGAUUUGUUGGCGAAAAGCACCAUCUAGCCAAUUCUCCACAAUUAUGUAGUACGGCAUAAGUGAGGAGCGUUUCAAAGUUUAUACAGACUAGAUUUGACAUCUUGCUACACGAGAAGGAGCAGUUUGACAAGUAUAACAACAACAACAUCAACGUAAUCAUGCCACUAAAACUAAUUAAAAUGUUACAAAGAAACACCGCGACGGUGUAAAUGUGACUGGACGUUUCCUACCAAAGCAUCCUUCCACAGCUGUAUACCAUACUACAUACAAAUACUUUAUCCCUUUACUGGUGUUUACAAUAAUGCAUUGGGCUACUGGAUCUCUAUUUUCACCAUACCAAAAGGCAAGAACUGGUGACUAUCAUGCUAUAUGUGGCUACCUUACCUCCAAAUGGUGUAUACCAAUCUUCGCCUCAUCAGUGUAAGAACUGCAGCUUUCUAUUAAACAAAAACAUAAGGGAUAAUGGACUAGGGUUCUGCAAUAACUUCUUGAAAAUAUUUCUAAAAUUACUGAUAUUCCUGUUUUCUAUAUUGUGUAAAACUCUUGAUGUAAAAUAAUUUAUACAAUUUGAUAUGGGCACUUUAUCAAAAACAUGCACGAACAGAAUUUUUAUUUAACGGUCUUCUCUCACUCCUGAGACCUAUCGUUUUCCCAUAUUUGUAUUACUAAAUGUUUUGUUACGCAAGUAAUGAAAGGAAAAAAAAUAGCCCAAUUCUUAUUAGAAAAAUUAUAGGGCCCUGUAAUCGUGUGUGUAUUUUUGGAAGGGAUCCCACAUCAACUUCGUUCGUCAUUGGCAUGUCUGGCUAUAGAUUGAUGAGAUGAGACUUCAAAUUUAGAAAACGCGCUCCAGUCUAAGGCACCAAAACAACAGUCGCUGUUUACUAAACGGCCUGUUUAUUGAACGGCUGCAUGCAGAUUUAAUAAAGUGGCUAUGUUGAGUUUCACAAAUUAGACAGUGACUAAUGGCCACUUUCGUGGCUCCAGUACAAAGGGGCGUUAUUGAGCAUUGAUCUCAGUUUUUUCUUAAUUUGACAGAAACCCCAACUCUGUAGACAUGUUUGCUGGGUUAAACAGUUCACUAGCAUACUGGUAUAAUCGCAUUCGAUACUAGAGAAAAUAACUUUUCGUCAAUCUCAUCGUUAGGGAAGUGAAUGGUGGAGCCAAUAAUUAGAUGACUGAGAGUUAUAAGAAAAAUUGAAAGCACGAUUUAGGAUAUUAACUGCAACGUGGUUGCCAUACCAAUAAGUUUUUAUAAGCACUCAUAAGGAAUAAUAAUUUUCCCCUCUUGAAUAAAACCAACGACCAGGUUGCGAUGGUACCUGGAAGUGAAUGAAGUAAAAUGAAAUUAGUUUGUUUCGUAAAUAGAUGUGUGGAUUUGGUAUUACGUUUUCCUACAAGUGGAUAUUUGUAUUGAUCAGCUUGGUAGGUAAGGUAUAGGGUGGAACAUAAAUGUAGAGACAAAGAAAAGUAGAGAACUUAAAUAAUUGGGCUGGACUAAGGCAUUUGAUGACCAUAUUACGGGGGGGAAUGCAGUUGGCUUGUGUGAGCACGUGUGCGUAUACAUGCGUGCGUGUAGUCGUAAUUUCAUUGUUUUCUUGCGACCACCUCACUCGUCUUCAAAUAGGAUUAGAAACGGAAACACCGAAACAAUGGUUUCUCUAACUGGCCAUUACAUUUUCAUGGAUUGAUAAGCAUCAUCCGUCUACCCCAGGGACAGUAAGUUAGACAUGUUGUAUUGAUAUCUCUGAUCAGUAUCAAAAUGAUAGACAAAGAUCGUAUUAUACACAGGAGACACGGUAGAGUAGUGUUAGUUGUCAUUAAAAGCAUUCGUUUAUUGUGUGACCCUAUUUAGGCCAUUGUUUAGGUGUACUGUGGGUAUUUAUUUAUUUAAUUUUAUUUUAAAUUUAAUUAAUUUUUUAAACUAUAUAAUCGACAUCAUUCAGCGUAGUAACUACUUUUUGCACGUCGAGGCGUGAAAACAUAUCAGAUGUGUGAGAAAAUGAU